This is a messenger RNA of Eriocheir sinensis (Chinese mitten crab), 3990 nucleotides long. RefSeq lists its product as uncharacterized. The transcript is spliced from 8 exons. Bases 600 to 1364 code for a protein of 254 amino acids. NCBI's taxonomy places the organism in Eukaryota, Metazoa, Arthropoda, Malacostraca, Decapoda, Varunidae. Gene Ontology annotation, cellular component: trans-Golgi network. The record is from RefSeq and is a predicted model, not a curated record.
UGACGGUCAUACUCAAUGGUGGGGAGGGAGGCAGCGGCGGCACAACAGUGACACUUGCGUGAGGCGCGAGCCAUGGCGCGGUGCGUGGCCCUUGCCCUGUUACUGGAUCACUUCAUGCUGUUGUGAGGCCAGGCCCCGAAUUAUUGAACGUAUCGGUGCCUCAGCCCGCCAGUCUGAAAAGCCUCGGCCAGUUGAAAAGGUAGAAAAAUAUAAAGCAUAUGUGGAGGAACUGUAGAAAAUUAGAAAAAUGGAAUGGAAAAGGUGGAAGAGGAAAAAAAGAGGAGAAGAAAUGAAGCCCAAAAGAAAAGACUUGGAAGAGAAAGAAGAACAAGAGGAGGAGUGAGGUGGGAGCCAGACAAAUAAUAUGAAGUCAGUUGGUUAGGUUUCAAUUUCUUUUGGGAGGCAGCUGAAUACCUCUGGGCCCUGGAUGCCGAGGCUGACCGACAGUUGCGUUCUGGCUUUCAGGAUCGCACAGGAGAACGCAGAUACAAAGGCUACACUGACAGUGCCCACCGGUUUCCUCUCCUAAGUCUUUGGCUGCCACGGCCUCUGAGUGGUGCACACUCCAUCUGCAUGUUUGGAAGGACUCGUGUAGGGUGAUGGGGCCGUCAGUGGUGAGAGGGCUGUGUACAGUCCUGGUGGCGGCCUGCGUGGGGGGCUGUCUGGCAGCAACAAAGCUGUCAUCUUGUCGCCUUGGCUUCGACAAUGGCUCAGAAAUCAACCUCAUGAAGGUGGCUGCCGGGCUGCUAGAUGCUCCAAGAUUUAAAGAUGUCACCCCAAGAAACACAUCUGAUAACAACAGAUAUUCAUACAACCCUUGCUACUCCUACGUGUACCCGCCGGAAGGAGAGGCAAUGGCCUGCAGUAAAGAUGUUGCGGUGUGUCAGGGCAGUUCCUAUGGAUACUUCAAUCUUGGGACUCAGAGCUCUGCCACUUUCCACUACAGCAAUGAAACCAACAAUUGGGUGAUAACUUACAGUAACUCCAAUGGUAAUAGGGUGACGCAUGUAUUCUUGCAGUGCCACAACGGCAGCACCGACACUCUAGACGUAUGGGGGGAGACCGAGGAGAACAGUGUAUAUAAAAUGACACUUAUUUCCCGCUGUGCCUGCAUCGGCGGUUGUGGCUUCCCCAUCCUUCCCCGAGGCAUGUCUCUGGGCUCAUUUCUGCUGCUGCUGUUCCUGGUGCUGGUCCUCACUUACCUUCUUGUUGGCUACCUUUACCGGCGCUGUGUGGUCGGCGCCAGAGGAAUAGAACUCAUGCCACACCUCAGCUUCUGGAGGGAAUUCCCAUAUCUUGUACAGGAUGGAUUUUUGUUCAUCAUUAAGUGUGGACAAGAUGACUUGACAUAUGAAAGGAUAUGAGGGAAGAGAAGUUGACACAAGUACCUUUUCCACCAGUCUAACUCUGUGCUACUUCAUUCUGCAUUUGUCUCAUUAGUAACCAUUUUAUGCUGUAUAUACUAAUAUGUAUGAAUGAUGUACAUAUAUUUCAGUCACAUUUUUAGUAUCAUUUCAUUAUUUGUUAGGUUUAAUGAAGAGUCAUUUGACAUGAAUCAAGUGUUGUGUAUGAUGCAAUAAUGGUUGGCAUUUUUUAUUUAGUGUAACCUCAAGCCUAUGGGGGAAUGUUCUGAACUGUAAGUGGUAUGUUAGGUCCAUCCAUGAGGACUCGAGUCACUGUCAUCACAUUCUGGGUGGAGUCGUAUCACAGAGGGACUGCUGGAGGAAGUGGAAGCUAAUGUUUUUUUGUGUGGGAAAUAUUGUAGGCUUUUAUCUUGUUCUGAUUUUAAUAAAUGAUAAUGAAAAUAUCAAUAAAAGUCAUAAUUGGAAUUUUAAAUCACUUGAAAGGCAGAAGAUGAGAGGAAUGAUAAAAUGCAGUAAUCAUAAAAUGGAAAUUUAAAUAGGAAAUGUAAUGGGAUUUUAUAUCUUAAAAGCAAUGCUUGUUAAGUACAUGUAUUUCCCAAUGUAAUUUUACACCAUGCUUAUUGAAGCUUCAUGUUAACAAGUGAUGAGAUUGCUGUUCUCCUCAUGAAUGGUAUCUAUCCAUCUGUCUAUCUAUCUUCAGUGCUCUGCACCCUUGUGAAAACAUCUCCGAGGGAAGCCACAGCAGAAGAUUGUCCUUGUUUUGGCUUUCCAUCUCAGCACACUCAGUCCCUAAUCUCUUGCAUGCCAACUCUCAAGUAUUCAUCCACUCUAUUGAUCCCAUUCACUGGUGACCUCCCCAUGAGUACCAUCUUAACCAGUCCUGCCCUCAUACACUCUUCUCAAACUCAUCCUUACUUAUUCUCCUCACCUGUCCAGACCAUCUCAGAGCACCACACUUCACUCACUCAACCACUUCACAAUCCACUCCUUUGGCUGUCAACGUUCUCCAUCCCAUCUUGACAACACAACAUGCACCUCUUAUAGGCAUCAUUUCACUACACACAUUCGUGAUUGCUGUGCUACAUUCCACGUUCAUACCUCUGAUGUAUGCAACAAUUUGGAGGGUAGUGCUAUUUCUUGUACCCUUCUUUACUCCCAUGCUCACACUCCACGCUUUCUUAGCCCUCCAGCACUCCUAUGGCAUUACCUGUCACUCCGUCACUGCUCUCUCCCUUACCUCCCUCUUCAUGCUGCCAUACCUACACAGAACCAUCCCUAAGGACUCAGAUUCAAUCACUUCUAAGACAGCAGCAUUUACUUCAACAAGUUAACAAGAGCCAGUUCUUUGCAUUUAAUAAGCUCCCAUUCUCGUGGCUUACUACAAUCACAUUUUCCUGUGGAUGUGUGCAUACAUAACAAUGUCCUGUGUUUUAGAAAUACCUUUUGGUAAUUGUAAUGAAUGAUGUAAGAGCCACAGGACAGCACCUCUUCCUUAAAUAUUUCCAUAAAAAAAUGGUUAGUGAGUUUAGAAGUAGGCCAGCAAUUGUUUAAAAUCUGGCCAUCCAAACAAUACUCCUUAAUGUUAUGAAAAUAGUGCUCGUCAUAGUGGACAUAUCCUAUAUUUUUUGCCCUCCUGGGGCACAGGACAAGGUACCUUGGUGGUGGCUUGUUGGACUCACAAUCAAAAGCUGGUGCAUUUAACAUUGAGACGAGGUGUUACAAUGUGAGGCACUUCCCUGUAUGUCUGGCAGGGCUGUCUGGCCUUGGAUGUGAGGGUCAGAGUGUCUUAACAUCCUUUUCUACUCUCCUUGUAAUGACUAGCAUAUUUAUACAUUGUGUACACUAUGUGCGUAGGUACAGUGGAAGUGUGACAGCCAUCACUCUUGUAUGGACGUGUCUCCCCCACUCAUAUUUGUUACAGUCAUGUGUUGAUACUAGAAGUUGUGCUGAUUCUGCAUCCCUUUUGGUAAUGAAUUCUGUAACAUUGGGUAUGUCCCAAGGUGGUAGUAUUUUCAUACAUGGAUGCAGAGAGUGUUUCUGAAGAAUUUUUACUUUUUUAUGAACAGAAAUAGUCACAGAUUAAGAUCGACGCCACAUGACCGUGGUAGUUAUGACACCAUUAGUCAGUCACAGGUCGAGAGCCUUCACAAUAGUUUUAUUAAGGUUGAACACAGAUAUUAAUACAUAUUAUAGGUUACUGAAACCCACGUUUCACAUAGUCAUUACAUUUAUGCAUGACAAAUAUGGUGCCUUGCCACUUUUAAGAUCAUGUAAUAUAUUUUUUUACAAACAUUGUAUGUACUUUCAAACUUGUCAAAUAAAAAAAUAUACUAUCUUUGACUAGACAUGUGACAUUUGGAAGGAUGAUGCCCAAGCAAACUUGAGGUCCUGCACAAUAUAGUUUUCCCAAGCUGAAAGUGAAAAUGAUAAAAAGAAAUCCCAAUGUUUGGCAAAAUCAGAAACCUACAGGUGCAUGAUUUCUUUUUCAUUAAUUAUCUUACACGACUUAUCCCAAGCUGGGCCUCAGAUGUCUUGGUAAUCAAGCUUUCUAAUCCUGUUAUACAAUGAUAUUUUCCAUUCAUUCAUCAGGUACUUUCUCCAAAUAAACAUACACCAAACAGAAGAA